Molecule: messenger RNA, 2455 nt
Organism: Ipomoea triloba (trilobed morning glory)
Lineage: Eukaryota; Viridiplantae; Streptophyta; Magnoliopsida; Solanales; Convolvulaceae
Product: KH domain-containing protein HEN4
Exons: 7
Coding region: 281-2074 (597 amino acids)
Biological process (GO): regulation of gene expression
Cellular component (GO): nucleus; cytoplasm
Molecular function (GO): mRNA binding
Source: RefSeq, a predicted model, not a curated record
CUCAAUUCCCAAGGAAAUCUUAAGAUUGUGCAAUCUCUCCUCCCUUCCAAAAUCAGAGAAUGAAACAACCGUUCAAAGCGCGUCGCGUCGCGUCAUUUACAUUCACCGGCGCUUCAGUUCCCGGCGAAAGGCAUCUCCGCCACCCAAACCCACCUCUCCCUUCAUAGAAACCAAUUCCUUAUUAAGAUUUCUUGUUUAUAUAUACAUAUAUGAUAUAUAUGCACACAUAUAGGGACUUGCUUCAUUCUCUUUCUCUAACUGGCGAAAAGGAAACUGUAAAAUGAGCUACCAAAGCAACCUCCGCGCCUCCUUCAAGCGCGGAGGAGAUCCGCCGGUGGCGCCGCAGGCGGGGCCGGGGCAGGUGAACUUCCGCCUGCUCUGCCACAUCAGCACGGCCGGCGGCGUCAUCGGCAACAAUGGAAGCAUCGUCAAGAGCCUGGAGAAUCAAACCGGCUGCAAAAUCCGGUUCGAGGAGCCCCUCCCCAACUGCCACGAGCGAGUCAUCAAUAUAACGGGAGAUGCCGUUGUGGACAACACGAUCUCGAUAGACCACGAUGCAGAGGAGGUGGAGGUGCAGGUUUCGAAAGCUCAGGAGGGUUUGGUUAGGGUUUAUGAGAAGAUUUUGCAGGUGGAAGGGAAUGGAGGCGAAGGUGUCGGGGCAAUCAGUUGUAGGUUGCUUGCAUGUUCCAAUCAAAUAGGGGCGCUUAUGGGUAAAGGGGGAAAAAUUGUUGAUGCUAUCAGGAAGAGUUCUGGGGCAAAAAUAAAGGUUUCGAAUAAGGAGCAGAAUCCAGCUUGUGCUGGCUCGGAAGAGGAGUUAAUUCAGAUAAUGGGCGGAAUUUUAGCUGUAAAGAAAGCACUAGUUCCUGUUUCUCGACGACUUCAAGAUUGCACUACUGAAAGAACACCACAAUGCUUGCAUUCGAGAGUGGGAUUCCAUGAAAAUUUUGCAGAUUUCUCUUCUCAUCCUUCACCCGUAGUUCCACCUUUCCAGGGAAAUGCUAUUGAUCAUUCUUACAAUGACCAUCCAUUGUCUGCAGAGGCUGACAGAGUCCUUAGCCUGGAUGAAGAUAAUGCUCGACAAAAAGUAGUGUUUAGGUUACUUUGUUCUAAUGGCUCAGCUGGGGGUGUAAUUGGACGUGGUGCUAUUAUUGUCAAAGCUUUGGAGAAGGAAACAGGGGCCUCUAUAAAGUUUUCAUCUCCAGUACCUGGGUCAAAAGAUCGAGUUGCCACCAUAUCUUCAUUGGAGAACAAGGACCCAUUGUACUCAUCUGCACAAAUUGCCAUUGUCCGAGUUUUUGAGAGAUGCAUGGAGGUUGGUGUUGACCAAGGGUUAAUACCAGGUCUAGGCAUGGGAGAAAUUGUAACUGCCAAGAUUCUAGUUGCGUCAGAUGAACUCAAUUACCUUGUUGAUGAAGAAGGAAAUGCUGGUUCUGGUAUUUUAGUUUCAACCUCUGGUGUUGAAAUACAGCUAUUGCAAAUGGACCUCCAUCCCAGUUGUGCUACAGAGAAUGAUAGGGUAGUUCAGAUUGUUGGAGAGUAUCUAAAUGUAAAAACCGCUCUUUAUCAAGUUACUGGUAAGCUGAGGGAGAAUUUCUUCUUCAGUUUGGCCUCUAAGGGUGUAGCACAUAGGCAUUAUCCUUUCUCUUCAAUGCCUGAAAACAGCCUCGGUGAAAUAUGGAGAAAUUCAUCUGCUGUCCAAACAGAUCUUGUGCCCAAGCCAGGUGGUCCUCAUAUAUGGCUGCAUAAAAAACAGGUUAAGGACAGAGUGAAUGACACGACAAGUAAAGAUGGUUCAGGAGGCUGGAAUAAUUCUUGUGGUGCACUUGAACAUGGAAGGUUAGAUGCAAAUGGAGUAGCUGACACAACUGUGGAGAUCAUGGUUCCAGGACAAAAAUUUGGUAGCAUCUACGGUGAAGACGGUACUAAUCUCAAUCGAUUGAAAGAGAUCUCGGGUACAAAGGUGACACUUGAAGAUCCACAUCCUGGUGAGAACAAUGGAAAGGUGAUCAUAACGGGGACACCUGAACGAAUACAAAUUGCACGGAGUCUUCUUCAAGCCUUCAUACGUGUUUAACCAUCACCAAUAAAUUGAACCAUUAUAAUGCAUUCUCACCUGUAAGUAUAUGUGUCAUGUGUCAAUAUGGAUUGGUCGUCCACUUGUUUACUAUAGACUUUGUUUUGGGGGCAAAUUCAUCUUGCAGAUGUUACCCCUUUGGUGACCUCAGUUUAACACUCCGGAGUUUCCACCAAAUCUUUUGUUUGAGCUAUAAUUACAAGCAGGAGAAUGUAGCGUCUAGGAAAGAUUAACCUUUUUUUUCCCAUAGUCCUCUGCAAUAGGGUAAUGCUGGGUUUGUAUGCAAUAUUUUCAGUUUGACAUGUUACAUUUUUUACGCUUUAAAAAAAUAUAUAUAUUUCAAUGGUGCUAGAUCAGAGAUCUGCCCUCAUUUUCAGUGUU